AAGGUUUGGAAGGGGGUGGAACUGGAUGGGCUUUAGUCCCUUCCAAGCCAAACCGUUCUAUGGUUCUGUGAGUUUGCUUCAUUACAUGAAACAUUUGAGCUACGAGAUCCCUCACAGCUGCAACACGGGGCUGGUCAGUGAAAGGGGCCCCAAGAAAAAGUUCAGUGGGAAAACUCUACCAAAAAUUACAGAAAAUCUUGAACUCAUUGAGGAGAGCCCUUCAUGCAACCAAAGCAAUCAAGUGAAUGUCAGAGAAACAAGAGACUUGGAAAAAGAAGAAGAGGAAUCAGAAGAAAGCAAUGCAUCACUGAAGAAAUCCUCAAUGAUCAGCUUUGAAAGUAAAGAAAGUUUGCAAAAUGCAGAAAUGACUUCAAGUACAGGAAUGACUCUUCCCACAGGUGUUUCAACCUUUCUCAUUCAGUGUUUAGAUGCCGAUUCAACUGCAGAUUUUAACAAUACUAGUGACAGCCUGCAGAGUUACUCAUCCCCUGAAACAUUCAGAGAUGAUGAUUCAGAAAGAAGUCAUUUUUACUCUGUGGACCUUGGCAAGUACAAGAACUCUACUCUACUGGACUCCAGCAAAGCAGUGACCAUUGAUAAGAUAGCACAGAUCUCAAAUCUUUCAGCAAUAUUAGAACCUGUACCAAAGGAUUUUCAAGACCAGUGCAUUAGAAGAAAGAGACCAUCAAAUUGCAAUUACAGUUCUUCAGCAUUAGGCAUUUCAGCUACUCUGUCAGGAAAAAAGCUCUGUAAAAUUACAGCUGCAAGAGAGAGAACUCCAGACCUAAAAAGUGGUAUGCGCUGUGCUUCACCCUUAGGACCGGACAGCAAGCCUGACAAGCAAACUGCUAAACCCAAAAGGGUGAAGCGUAAGGAAACAGGAAACAAUUCUAAUCCAGCAGAAGAAGGUUCAUCAUCAUUCAGGCAGCUUGGUGCCCCAGGAAACACUUCAGCCAAACCAGGGGGGUUGACAGCAGAAGUUGUGCCAACCAAACCAACAGAUGCUGUGGUGCAAAUGACUUCCACCAUGCUGAUGAUUGAGGAAAAUAAAGCUCUAAAAAAUCCUGGUAAUGCUCAGCUUGCACAGCUAAAGCUCAGCUUGUCGCCAGUGUGCAAAGCCUCACCUGGGGAAAGCCUGUUCCUGAAUACCACAGGUCCAUGUGUAAAUUCAGAAGAAAUUGUUCCUGCAUCUCUGAGCUCAGAAAAGGAAAUUAUUCCUCAAAGUCCAGAAGAAAAGAAUAUUUUUAAGCCCCCAUGUGACAGACAAGAAAUCUGCUCCAUUGUUAGACUGUCACCACACCAGAGGCCUUCCAGGCUGCAGCAAGUUCCAGUUAUCAGGAAAGGGUUCUCCCUUCCCAAAGGAGUGCCUGAAGAUACUAUUACAAGUACCAAAAAUUGGAUCUGCUGUGAACAGAGAUGAGAUUUCUGGGUCUCAGCAGGAGUCAACAGAAGAAAUGACCAUCUUGUUGCUGGAACAGAACUAACAAAUGGCUGGUGGUUUUUUUCUUGUUUGCACAUACAUUGUUUGAAAUUUGGUAUUAUGUGUUCAGUAAGCUUGUAAGUACUUUACUCAAGUACUUAACAUUAAAUUAUGUUGUACAGCAACUAGAUCCUAUUCUGGGCAUCAUUCUGCAAGGACUCCAUAAAGAUGAUUCUUGAAUUUGCUUAGAUUUUUAGAAAGCACGACUCAAGAACAGCAGACCAAAUUAAUUAUGGAGUUAUAUUUGGCUCUUGCUCUGCCAGGAUUUCUUGUUUUCUCUAGUAGCAUUAGCAUUUAAAGAUGUGACCUCUGUUUAAGUGUUAAUACAGGUUAUGGGGGUGGGUGUGAAAGCAUUCAUGUUCUCUCAGGGACCCAGAAGUCAAUAGUAUGCUGCCGUUAAACUCCCUGAAUGCUUAGGUCUGCAGAACUUUGGAGGUGCAGGACUGUAUGUUCUGCUGUAAAUUGAUUUUUUAACCAUGAAUAUAGGUCAUCAUCACCCUGCCAUCACUGUGAGCUGGCUCUUAGUGAUCAGCAUUGUCACCAUUCUGGGCACAUCCACUGCCCAGCCACUGGCACCUCUGAGUCCUUCCUGUUCCAUCUCACCUGUUCUGUAGCAUCAUAACUCUCAGUCACUGUUUCUUCUACUGCCUUCAGACUUAGAAGCAGCAGAUGCCUUCCAUGAAUACAAGGUGGGAAAAACCCUUUUAUAGCUGAAUUGUGUGAAGAGCUGGAUAUUGGCAUUCUGGAUUUUCAGGUUACUGUUCACACUAUGUCCACAUAAUUUCCACUUCAGCUUGUGGAUUGUUAAUUCUUAAAUGUCAUUCUUAGUGUGCCAAGUGCCUCAGAAAACACUCUCAAGAGCACAGUUUUCUCCAGCUGAAUUCACUGCAGGUUAAAGUUAUUUGGAUCCCUACAGAGUUCUCACUACAACACCCUGACUCUUUUCUGGACAAAAAGGGAAGUUUUUUGAUGUUUCAAAAUGCCAGUAUGGCUUUCAAAAGUCUGUUUCUCAGUGUUAUCACUCUGGAAAAUAGUUUUGUAUUUCCAAAAAGAGCAUGCCAAGAAAACAUACAAACUCCACAACUUUAGUUUGACUAUGUUUGAAUAACCUGUGAAAGUUUGAACCCUGAGCCUUUCCCCAUUGCUCUGGGGCAGAAGGAAGUGCAAAUAAAUGAUGCUGGAUUAGUCUAUGAAGAAGUAUUGUAUAAACACACUAUAUGGCUCAAGGUUAAAAAUUAUGCCAUUAAGCUAUUUUUCUUUUUUUAAGCAUUAGUAGAAUGACUUCUACCAAUAACUCCUUGGAGUCCUCUCAGAUGUGCUUCUAAUUACCAAUAUCCUUGUUCUUGCAAAUAUUCAGUCACUAGUAUUUAUGCAAGAAUCUAGAGCCCCUAAGAGAUAGAGGUGAACUUCUUGAGGUAGUUUUAAGCAAAAUUGAAAGCUACUUAUCUAGAAAGUUGUGAUUAUGAUGAUUGCUCAAGUAAAGGGUGGUCCUGAAUAAAGAUGUGUUUAUUUUAAGGGUAUUCUAGAAGUCCUAGUUAAAAACACUUAUUUUGCCCCAGACCAUUUGGUAGUUUUAUACAAGAGACAUACUAAUACUGGCAAAUUAAUUGGAAAGUACAAGAGAAAGAAAUAUGGUGUGUAACUGUAGCAGCCUGAAUAUUGCUGCAUUUUGCUUUUGUUUUUCUUGAUGUGAUGAGUCUGUAUAGGAGGGCAGAAAUAUCAGGAACCACAAUCUCUUGUCCUUCCCUUCAGUUAUGAAAGUGCUGCUUCUUAUUUUCAUCUUUUGUCUGACUCUCAGAGAAAGUGUAAUUAAUUACCAGGCUAGCUCUGUGCCCCAGGGAAGGAAAUUCAUUUGGAGGCUGGAACAAUCUCUACUCUUGUUCUGCUUUUCUCAAAGGAAAGGCAUUUUCCCAUAGUUUGGUUUUUAGCUGCAGAACUACUACAUAAAAUUUCAUUCAGAGUGGAAACUGGCUCUUCCAUAUUGGUGGAUAAAGGUUAUGGGUCGUGGCCUGUUAAUGGGUAGGACAGAGGAGGUUAUUUGUGCAGUGAUUCAGGAGAGGAAUCUGUUCAGUGUCACCAGGGCUGCUCUGUCACGUCCCAGACAUGAUGAAGCCUUAAUGGCUUGAAUGGAAUCGCUCCCAGCGAGUCAGUCCAUGCAGGAACUCUGAUAAUCCUUUAUCACCAGGAAUUGUGCAUGGCAGAUGCAUGUUGAGUAAAUGUAUUGUACAUAAAUCUGUAAGAGGUUUUUCAUUAACACUGUUCAGUUAUUUUUGUUAUCUGAAGUGCACUUCUAGGAGACUUUGACUUAAAGUGUUCAGAGAUGAUGGAAGAUGUUUUGCUUCUUGCAGUGGAGUGCAUGUACAGGCUGGUGGGGGGUAAAGACCUUGCAUGCAAAUGGUUCUGCUGUGGUUCAUAAUCUUCAGACAUGGAAAGGAGAGGUUUGGGGCCCAAAUCAGCAUGUACUGAAUGGGCACAGAAGUUCAUGUUCUUUGUGUAGGUAUGAAAAUUUGCCUAGAGAGAGGUUUUUAUGGGGAAGAGGAUGAUUAAAUUUUACCCAUCCUUUUUCUCUCACUGUCCUUCCUCCCUUCCCUCAAUUAAGGUCUGACAGUCAAGCCUAUCAGAAUCAACUGCUGUUAAUUUAGGCAUUUUGGAGCAGGUUAAUAUUUACUCUUAAAGGGACUCCAUCAGCUGGAAUUGUAAUGCACUCGAGAUGAGCUAAAUCUUCAUUGCUCUCAGUUGUGAAAUUACUGAAAGCUGAGUUACAUGUCCUGGCCAAAAUUUUAUCAGUUUGUAGUGCUCCCUGAGGACUUCUUGUAUGUGAGACUGUAUUUACAUGCCCACCUUGAAGCCAGGAGGGUUUUACCUGGUGAAGGGAUGCAAAGGUUGGUCAUGUACAAAUCUAUGGCAGGCAGGUGUGUCUUCCAUACAGAGCAAGGGGAAAGGGAUGCAUCUAAACAUCAGUUCCUGUUUUCUGUUAGAAUUAUCUUCAACUUCUGGUAGAUGAAAAACAAAAUUCCUACAGAUGGGUGACUGUGAAGAAUUGUUGUGUAGAUAUGUUACACAUGCACUAAAUUUUGCCUUAAAAAGAAUCUGCUUAAUUUAAUCUUACAUCAUAGGUUGUUUUAGUUUAAUUCCAUUUUGUAGGGAAAGCAGAUGAGUCAGUCAGUUUUGUCAGUCCUUAAUUAAACUCCCCAGCAGCGUUGUAUCUGAACAGUGAUACACUGAAGGAGACUGUUAACUGUUACCAGGAUUUCUAUUUCACUUCAGCAUUUACUAAUAAAGAGUUUUGCAAAAA
Messenger RNA from Lepidothrix coronata (blue-crowned manakin), 4775 nucleotides. It is a transcript of the gene MEIKIN, whose product is annotated as meiotic kinetochore factor. Bases 26 to 1420 code for a protein of 464 amino acids. The record is from RefSeq and is a predicted model, not a curated record. Gene Ontology annotation, biological process: female meiosis chromosome segregation; homologous chromosome segregation; meiosis I sister chromatid cohesion. Lineage: Eukaryota; Metazoa; Chordata; Aves; Passeriformes; Pipridae. The transcript has 14 exons. Gene Ontology annotation, cellular component: kinetochore.